Messenger RNA from Drosophila arizonae, 554 nucleotides. RefSeq lists its product as uncharacterized. NCBI's taxonomy places the organism in Eukaryota, Metazoa, Arthropoda, Insecta, Diptera, Drosophilidae. The record is from RefSeq and is a predicted model, not a curated record.
CUUUGAUUAAUUAAAAGUAAAGAAAAGCACAACAACAAAACACAAAAGCAGCUCAAUGCCGAGGAGCGCCAAGCAACUCUUCGUGGACUUUUUGUGCGUUAGCCUUGUUCGCCCGUUUGCCAAGGACACCAUUCAAUAAACAACAACGCGAACAAAGAGCAAACACAAAUACAAAAGAGCAAAAAACAGAAAAAAAAAAAAAAACAAAGAACUUAAUCAAAUUUCCAGCAAAUCAUCGAAAUGGAAUUGAGCAUCGGAAUUGCCAAGCAUUUAGCGAGCUAUAACAACAGCAGCAGCAACAUCAACAGCAGCAGCAGCAACAUCAACAGAAACGGCAACAGCAACAACAACUGCAUCAGCAAUAGCAGCCAGAUCACUAUUCGAAGUUGUUCGAAAACUGAGUUGAGCCAUUGCUGCAACAAAAACAACGACAAACAUCAACUGAAUACCAAAAGCGACAACAGCAGCAGCAACAGCAGCUACAAUAACAACAGCAACAACAACUACUACUAAGUCGGCAAUAGUAACUGCAACAAUCAACAAACCGGCAGGAA